CACCUCAUCUCCCUCGACGCCGCCCAGCAAGCGCCUUCUCUACGCCGCCCAUGCCGCUCGCCCAGGCAUCGGCCGCGGCUCGCGCUGCAGCGGCGCGCCUGGCCGGCUCGAACGCCCGAGCACCCGCUGCCCGUGCUCUGCUCCGCGCUGCCGCCUGGCCGCCAGCACCCGAUGCCGGCUCAUCUGGCCGGCCAAGCUGGGCUCCACCGCGCCGGCCCGCAGCGCUGGUUGCUCGCGGUCUUUCGCGAAGCUGUGCUGCCGCCGCUGUGCCUGUGUCGCACUCGACACGCACCGCCGACGCCGAUGCCGCCACGCUGCGCGCUCUCUUUGAUGCACCGACCAGCGCCCAUGGCUCCACAUCGACGUCCAGUGCGGCGCCCAAUACAGGCCUCUUCCGGCUGCCGUCGCUCAAGAGCCCGGCCGACUUUCCCGCGCUGGCCCAGCGCACGCUGCUGCGCGCCCAGCUGCUCGUGUCGCGCAUCGAGCGCGCGCCGCAGCACGGCGAGCGCGAGAUGGCCGAGGUGGUGCGCAUGCUCGACCGCCUCAGCGACACGCUCUGCGGCGUCAUUGAUGCUGCUGAGCUCGUGCGGAAUGCGCAUCCGGAUCCAGAAUGGGUGCAGGCGGCCAAUGAGGCGUACGAAGGGCUGUGUGGGUACAUGAAUGUGCUCAACACGCACACGGGACUGUACCAGGUCGUCUCGCAGGUGCUCUCAGACCCGAAGCUCUGCGCCUCACUCUCCGAAGAAGCGCUCUCCGUCGCGAUCGUGUUUCAGCGCGACUUUGAAAAGUCCGGCAUCCACCUGCCGCCAGCGUCGCGCGCUCGCUUCGUGGAUCUGUCUGACGAGCUGCUCGUGCUCGGCCGCAAGUUCCUCUCUGCGCAGCCGGGCGGCACUACGCAUGCGCUGCCGCAAGAAUGGCUCGCAGGCGUUCCUGGUCCCGUAGGCUCCGCGCUGGCGUCCGUGCCGCGGAGAAACGGCGCACUGCAGAUUCCCGCAGGCGGCUGGGAGGCGCAGACGAUCCUCAAAUAUGCGCCGGACGAGCGUGCCCGGCAGACUGCCUUUGCCGCUCUGAAUGGAGCGCCGAAGGACCAGGUGGACACACUGGAAGAGCUGCUGAGGCGGCGUGCCGAUCUCGCGGACUUGACGGGCAGUGAGAGCUUUGCGGAGCUCACGCUCAGCGACAAGAUGGCGAAGCGGCCAGAGAACGUGACCGAGUUCCUCGCAGCGCUCAGCGAGCACCACUGCCCGCGGGUCCAGCGUAACCUCGACGAGCUGCGCGCGCUGAAGCGGCGCGAGCUGACCGGCAAAGAUUCGGGCCCGCUGCCGAGCUUCAAUGCAUGGGACAGAGACUACUACGCCACGCAGCAUCUGCGCUCGGCUUCGCUGCAGAGCUCGACGCGCCCCAUCGCGCCGUUCUACAGCGUUGGCACCGUCUUCGCCGGACUCUCGAAGCUCUUCGAGCGCCUCUAUGGCCUGCGCUUCCGCGCCGCCCAGACGCAGCAUGGCGAGGUGUGGGCGCCGGACGUGCACCGCAUCGAGGUCGUCAACGAGGACAACGAGGCGGUCGGCACAGUGUACGCAGACCUCUACGCGCGCGAGGAGAAGCCGCCGAGCGCUGCGCACUACACCGUGCGCUGCUCGCGCCGCACGGACGCGGACGAUCUGCAUGGCGACUUCCAGUUCGGCGCCCUGCCCGACGGCACGCGGCUGAGCGAGCGCGACUAUGCCGAGGAGGCACGCCCGCUGGAAGCUGAGAGCUUUCCGGUGCGAGGCAAGGAGGGCAAGUACCAGCUGCCGACGGUCGUGCUGCUGUGCGACUUUGUGCGCCCGUCGAGCGAGACGGGCCCGAGUCUGCUCAACUGGGCGGAGGUGGAGACGCUGUUCCAUGAGAUGGGCCACGCGCUGCAUUCGAUGCUUGGACGGACGGAGUACCACAACGUCUCAGGCACGCGAUGCGCGACCGACUUCGUCGAGCUGCCCUCGAUUCUGAUGGAGCACUUCGUCUCGUGCCCGACCGUCGUCGGCCUCGUUGCCUCGCACCACGCGACGUCGGCCGCACUCCCAUACUCUGCGCUCGAGGCGCACCUGGCGGCUGCACGCUCGCUUGAGUCGCUCGACACGCACCACCAGGUGCUGCUGGCGCUACUCGACCAGCACUACCACUCGCGCGCCGCUUCCGAUCCGGCAUUCGACUCGACCGCUGCGCUGUGUGCGCUGCACAACGAGCGCGGCGUCAUGCCUGGCGUGCCGGGCGUCGCCGCACAGGCGCACUUCGGCCACUUGUUCGGCUACGGCGCCACGUACUACUCCUACCUCUUCGACCGUGCCAUCGCGAGCCGCGUGUGGGCCAAGCUCUUCCAGGCGAACCCGCUCGAUCGUGAGGCGGGCGAGAAGUUCAAGUCGCACGUUCUCGUCCACGGCGGCGGCCGCGACCCGUGGGAGAUGCUCGCAGAGGUGCUGGAGGACGACAGCAUCGCGCGCGGCGACAACAAGGCGAUGCAGACCGUCGGCCGGUGGGGCAUCGCAGACGUCGGCGUCGAGGCGCGGCGUUGAAACCGAGCCGUGGCAAACUCACCGGAAGCUGCUCCGUGCAGCCGCAAGUCACCCAGCAACUCCACCACUCAUACCUGGAACAGUCACGCGACGUGUGGAGCAUGAGUCGUAUAGCGCGACAGACGGAAGGAGCGCGGUGCCCACUCCCCGCCAAUGAUGAGAUUGCGUUUGAGUCCGCGCGCAGCAUUGCGUGGGCAGCUCAGGGAAUCCAGUUCUCCUCCUCCUCCUUCAUCGGCGCAUCCGCCUCCUCUUCCUUCAUGCCGCCUGCGGAGCCAUUGCCGCUCGACGGGCUCGAGCCGCCCAUGGGCACGUCCACCGCGGCCCACGCCAGCUUGACCUUGCCGACGCCGGGCACCUCGCCGCCCA
Molecule: messenger RNA, 2918 nt
Organism: Tilletiopsis washingtonensis
Lineage: Eukaryota; Fungi; Basidiomycota; Exobasidiomycetes; Entylomatales
Product: zincin
Exons: 5
Coding region: 51-2552 (833 amino acids)
Biological process (GO): peptide metabolic process
Cellular component (GO): mitochondrion
Molecular function (GO): metalloendopeptidase activity
Source: RefSeq, a predicted model, not a curated record